AUGAGCUCGAUACCCAAGAAGAAGCCUAACUUCCUCGUCGUUGUGGCCGACGACCUGGGCUACAGCGAUAUUGGUCCCUUCGGGGGUGAGACCAAGACGCCGAACCUGGACCGCCUCGCCAAAGACGGUGUCAGGCUUACCAACUUUCAUACCGCGUCAGCCUGCUCACCCACGCGGUCCAUGUUGCUUUCUGGCACGGACAACCAUCUGGCAGGCCUCGGGCAGCUGGUGGAACACAUGGCUGACCGGGCCAAGUACGACGGGAAGCCGGGCUACGAGGGUUAUCUGAAUUUCCGUGUCGCGGCACUAUCAGAAAUCCUCCAGGACGCUGGGUACUUCACCCUCAUGUCUGGGAAAUGGCAUCUCGGCCUGACGAAGGAAACGAGCCCGCACGCGCGCGGUUUCGACAAGAGCUUCGUCUUCCUCUCCGGCUGCGGCAACCACUUCAACUACGAGCCCCAGCUCUCCGACCCCUCCCACGGCAUUUUCACACCCAUGAACGGCGGCAAGUUCUGGAUGCGGGAUUCCGAGUUCCUCGACCGUACCGCCGACCUCCCUGAGAACUUCUACUCCACCACCUCGUUCACCGAUGACCUGAUCACGACGCUCUCGGGUCGCACCGAUGCCGAGGCGGAGAAACCCUUCCUCGCCUACCUGGCCUUCACAGCGCCGCACUGGCCGCUGCAGGCGCCGCGGGAGACGAUAGAAAAGUACAAGGGCCUCUACGACGACGGGCCCGACGCGCUGAGGACGAAGCGCCUCAAGAGAAUGGUCGACCUGGGCAUCAUCAAGGAAGGGGUGGAGCCGGCGCCUAUGAUAUCGCAGAACUGGGAGAAGAUGACUCCAGCUGAGAAGGCGGAGUCGGCCCGCAAGAUGGAGGUCUUCGCCGCUAUGAUGGAACUCAUCGACGAGAACAUCGGCCGUAUCGUGGACUACCUCGAGGCGGCAGGUGAGCUUGACAAUACCUUCAUCUUGUUUAUGUCUGAUAACGGCGCCGAGGGCGCUAUGCUCGAAGCCCUGCCGAUGAUGGGAAGCGUGGGCAGUGUCAAUGCCAUUAUUGAUAAGUACUAUAAUAACAGCAUAGACAACAUCGGCAUGGGCGACUCCUUCGUCUGGUACGGCUCUGAGUGGGCGUGCGCAUCCAUGGCGCCGUCGCGUGGCUUCAAGACGUGGAUCACGGAAGGCGGCAUCCGUUGCCCGUGCCUAAUUCGCUACCCGCCGCUCGGAGCGGCCGCGGCCGGUUCCCACACGGACUCGUUUGCCACAGUCAUGGACGUUCUGCCCACCAUCCUCGAACUGGCCGGUGUGCCGUCGCCCGGUACGGAGUUCCGCGGGAGAGAGGUCCUGCCCGUGAGGGGCGAGUCGUGGGUGCCGCACCUGACGGCGAAGUCAGCCGGGUUCCACGACGAGGAGCACCACAUCACCGGCUGGGAGCUCUUCGGUCUCCGCGCCAUCCGUCAGGGACCCUGGAAGGCGCUGUACAUGACGGCACCGCGCGGCAAGGAUCGGUGGGAGCUGUACAACCUGGACAAGGACCCUGGCGAGAUCCACGACCUGGCCGACAGCGAGCCCGAGAUACUGCAGAAGUUGGUGGAGCACUGGGAGGUGUACUAUGCCGAGACGGGCAUGUUCGACCCGGGACACGAGUUUCCCUAUGUGAAAUACGGUGACGGUUUGCUGCUAGAAAGCUGA
This is a messenger RNA of Colletotrichum karsti, 1692 nucleotides long. RefSeq names its product Arylsulfatase. Gene Ontology annotation, molecular function: arylsulfatase activity. The record is from RefSeq and is a predicted model, not a curated record. Bases 1 to 1692 code for a protein of 563 amino acids. The transcript has 2 exons. NCBI's taxonomy places the organism in Eukaryota, Fungi, Ascomycota, Sordariomycetes, Glomerellales, Glomerellaceae.